Rhinolophus ferrumequinum (greater horseshoe bat) is the source of this 6050-nucleotide messenger RNA. It is a transcript of the gene TTC14, whose product is annotated as tetratricopeptide repeat domain 14. Gene Ontology annotation, molecular function: protein binding; nucleic acid binding. The transcript has 12 exons. The coding region runs from base 169 to 2490 and encodes 773 amino acids. Lineage: Eukaryota; Metazoa; Chordata; Mammalia; Chiroptera; Rhinolophidae. The record is from RefSeq and is a predicted model, not a curated record.
GGCCACCCCGGAACACUUCCGGGAGGCCACGCCAAGGGACUGUUAUGUGUGCUUCCGGCGGCUCCAAGGCUGCUUGCAGGCAGCCUUCGCGACCACCAGUCUAAAGUAGUGGGUACGGAACCGGGGGACUAGGAGCCCAAUGGUCUUUGAGCCCCGCAAUCUCUAACCAUGGACCGGGACCUUCUGCGGCAGUCACUGAAUUACCAUGGGCCGUCAUUGCUCUCCAUGCUCCGGAGUGAACAGCAGGACAGUCCACACUUCCGGAGCCUCCUAGGGUCGGCGGCCGAACCUGCCCGGGCCCCGCCGCCCCAGCAGCAGUUACAGAGCAGAAAAGAGAAGAGAGUUGACAACGUUGAAAUACAAAAAUUCAUUUCCAAAAAAGCGGAUCUGCUUUUUGCACUUUCCUGGAAAUCAGAUGCACCUACAACUUCUGAAGUUAAUGAAGACAGUGAAGAUCAUUAUGCAAUCAUGCCACCUUUAGAGCAAUUCAUGGAAAUACCUAGUAUGGAUCAGAGAGAACUGUUUUUCCGAGAUAUUGAGCGUGGCGAUAUAGUGAUUGGAAGAAUUAGCUCCAUUCGGGAAUUUGGGUUUUUCAUGGUGUUGAUUUGUUUAGGAAGUGGCAUCAUGAGAGAUAUAUCCCACUUAGAAAUCACAGCUCUUUGCCCAUUAAGAGAUGUGCCUUCUCACAGUAACCACGGGGAUCCUUUAUCGUAUUACCAAACUGGUGAUAUCAUUCGAGCUGGAAUCAAAGAUAUUGACAGAUACCAUGAAAAGCUUGCAGUAUCUCUAUAUGGCUCAUCUCUUCCACCACACCUAUCUGGUAUUAAAUUAGGUGUAAUUAGUUCUGAAGAGCUUCCUUUGUAUUACAGGAGGAGUAAUGAACUAAAUAGCAAUUCUUUGGAAUCCUAUGAAAAUAUCAUGCAGAGUUCUUUGGGGUUUGUUAAUCCAGGAGUAGUUGAAUUCCUUCUAGGAAAACUAGGAAUAGAUGAAUCUAAUCCACCAUCUUUAAUGAGAGGCCUACAAAGCAAAAAUUUCUCUGAAGACGACUUUGCUUCUGCAUUAAGAAAGAAGCAGUCUGCAUCUUGGGCUUUAAAAUGUGUGAAGAUUGGAGUUGAUUAUUUUAAGGUUGGACGCCAUGUGGAUGCUAUGAAUGAGUACAAUAAGGCUCUGGAAAUAGACAAACAAAAUGUGGAAGCUUUGGUAGCUCGUGGAGCAUUAUACGCAACAAAAGGAAGUCUGAACAAAGCAAUAGAAGAUUUUGAGCUUGCAUUAGAAAACUGUCCAACUCACAGGAAUGCAAGAAAAUACCUCUGCCAGACACUUGUAGAAAGAGGAGGGCAGUUAGAAGAAGAAGAAAAGUUUUUAAAUGCUGAAAGUUACUAUAAGAAAGCUUUGGAUUUGGAUCAGACUUUUAAAGAUGCAGAGGAUGCUUUGCAGAAGCUUCAUAAAUAUAUGCAGAAAUCUUUGGAAUUAAGAGAAAAACAAGCUGAAAAGGAAGAAAAGCAGAAAACAAAGAAAAUAGAAACAAGUGCAGAAAAGUUGCGUAAGCUCUUAAAAGAGGAGAAAAGGCUAAAGAAGAAAAGAAGAAAAUCAACUUCUUCCUCUUCAAGUGUUUCUUCUGCUGAUGAAUCAGUUUCUUCUUCAUCAUCCUCUUCCUCUUCUGGUCACAAAAGGCAUAAAAAACAUAAGAGGAACCGUUCGGAGUCUUCUCGAAGUUCUAAAAGGCAUUCAGCUAAGGCAUCCUUAGAUCAGAUAGAUCAGAAUAGGAAAGAUGACUGGUUCCCAGUUCCAGCCAAUACAUCAGCAUCUUUUCUUAACCAAAGACACGAAGUGGAAAAACUACUGGAAAAGCAGGAUAGGGUACCAUAUCAAAAGAAACAGGUAAAAGAGAAAGAUAGAUGCCCUCUCUCUUCAUCUUCAGUUGAAAUUCCGGAUGAUUUUGGAGGUAGGUCUGAAGAGCCAAGAGACUUUUAUAAUAGUUAUAAAACUCAGGCAGGUAGUAGCAAAACAGAAAAGCCAUAUAAAGCAGAAAGACAUGUUUCCAGUAAAAGAGAUUCCUCAGAUUCCUUCUCUAGGAAUUCAGAGGACAAGAUAAAAAUGUGUGGUUAUAGGAAAGUCGAAAAAGACAUGGAGGGAAGAAAAGAGCACUACAGGAGGUGGGAGCCAGGCUCCGGGAGGUAUUCCACUUCCCCAGCAAGCUCUGACUAUUCUUCGAAGUCAGUAGAAAGAUACAAAAAAUGUAUUUAUUCUGGAUCACGUGAUUCCAGUAGACAUGAGCAAAGAUAUCAAUUAAGUAAAAAUCAAGGAGCAUAUGAAAGAGAGGGUAAUUACGAGGAGGAUGUUAAAACAGAGGUUCCAGAAGAUGAUGGACUAAAUAGCAAAGGCCAUUCAGAAAGUGAAGUUAAAAAAAAUUUACCUCAAAAUUUACUCAAUAUAUUUAAUCAGAUAGCUGCAUUUGAGAAAGAAAAAGGAAAUAAGCAAAAAAAUUAAAGGAAUUCAGCACCAUUAUACUAAAGGCUCUUAAAAGUUUGUGGCCUUUUAGUCAUAACAGUCCAAUGCAGAAAUCUCUGCUCCUAAAGUUACUUUAUCUGUACAGAUUGCAGAAAGCAAGUGCUUUUUAGCUAUUCUCAAAAGUUUGUUUCAGUUGUAGGUCCCCUUUCACAGCUUGAUUUUUAGGCUUUUCAUAUGUGUGUAUAUAUAUAUGUUUUUAUAUAAAUAUAUAUAUAUAUGUGUGUACAAUAUUUCUUUGAUGAUUUAAACUUCACUUAAAGAUAAUUCUUAAAGUAUUGUUUCUUCAUUAUAUUAUGUUGUAUGAGAAUUCCUUGGAUCCAUCUUAUCCUGCUGCUUGAAAAAUAUUAAAUUUGUGAUCUGAACACUUGGGUCAUUUUCCUCAAAAAUUAUUUCAUUCUCUUCUGUUAAAAGCUCUCAGCUUUUGAAAAAGAUACAUUUGAAUGUUACUCAAGCACCAUUUGAUAGUCAUCACUUGUUUAAAUAUUAAGUUUUUUACAAAACUUUUAUUUUAAAAUGGUAGACAGAUUAUCUGUCUGAUCUAAUUGGCCUCUAAAGCCUGAUUCAAUUAAAAAUGGUUUCUGUACCAGCUUAACGAGUACCUUAGGAGUAAAGCCAUGAAAAAUGACUAGGGGCCCAUUUUUCAUUUCUAUUUAUUUGUCUAUUAUCUUUACCUUAUCACUAGCAGUAUAGUCUUAAGAAAUUUUUUAACUUUAAUGUUGGCAAGAGAUAAACUAUAUUCCAGGCAAGAAUAGAUCAGUAUAGAAAAGAAUCCUUUUAGCAGAAACAGCAGUGGCAAGGACAGCACUAUAAAUCUUGUUUUCUCUAAUGGAAAGAAAAUUAGGAAACUGUCCUAGUAUUGCAAAUGUCCAGUUGGGAACACACUGGGCAUGUGUUAAAUAGUCUAGAGCUGCGUUUCUGUUUUUGUUCCUUGACACUGAUGCUUCCCUGAUGCUUCCCCUGAUGCCUCCUUUCUCAGGAUCUGAAUAAAAGACCAGGCCAACAGAGCCUGCUUUUACUCAGAAUAAAUUCCAGCAACUAGAGCUGAAAAAGGAAGGGGCUUGGAUUGUAAGGAUCCUCCCCAAAUUGUUGAAAACAGUAUAGUAUAUUAUUUGGGAGACAGAGAUAAAGAGCCAUAGGUGGUGAGUUUAUAAUGGUCUUUAGAUACUCUUUUCAAUUUAAGAUUCUAGACACUGUAAAUGACAAUUGGCAUUUAGUACGAUCAUUCAUGGUGACACUGGAUGAAUGGGUUGGGGGAUAGGUGAGUAUCCAUCUACAGAGGUCUAAGAGAAUGAUAAAGGAAGACACUUUUAGUCCUUGUUCUGUCUCACCAUUCUUGCCAAGAGUAAAAUAUCAAACCUUAUUAUAACUGGGUGUAUACUACUUGUGACCAUCAGACUUUAGUGAGGAAGCCUUAUGAUAUAGCUAAAAUUUGUUUUGCAAUGGAGCAGAGAAAGAAACUGGUCGAAAACAAAAGGUAAUAGGAGGAAUUGGUCAGUCACUUGAGCGCUGGUCUUUCCACCAAGAAACCCAGGAGUCCCCAGUUCUUUCUGUGUAUUAGUAGCUCUGGUGUCAUCUCUACAUAAUCCUACAUAAUGGUGUCUUUAAGGAGUGAAAACUCGCUUGGCAAAGCCCUUGCUUGAUCUUUGGGAAUUCCUGGUACAGCUUCAGAAUUUUAUACCAUUUUUGUUUAAUAAAAUCUCUGAGCAUUGCUAUCAGCCAGCACUGAUUUCCCAGAUAUCUUUGUGGCUUACUGUUAUAUUUAGGUUCCAAAAAAAAGCAGGAUAGUACCUUAUACAACAGUGCCCAAAUUUAGAAAGUCCAUCUUCCCCAGGGCUUCUUUCCUGGGACAUAGUAAAUUUAAGCAGCAUACACAAGCCAAUCUCUAAGGAUGUGUUCAGGAAACCUAUCACAGCAAACAAAUAUACUAGGGAUAUACUUGUCAAGAAUCCCUAGUGAUAACCUUCAGCAUUUUUUUUCCUUAAAAUCAAGUCUAUAGUUUAUACAUACCCAGGCUGUGUCUUGGUUUCCUUAAGUAGAUGACUUUCUAACAGGCUGGUGGUACUGUGACUCCCAAUUUGAAGAUGAUGGGAUUAAUCCCUUGUCUGACCAUUUAGCAUUACUACACUGAAGUUGGAACUUAACUUUAUUUAAGAGUUAAUCGUGGACUAGUAUGCUGGCUGGAGAACCUAACUAUUCCAUAAAUACUGCGUUAGGCUUUGGUCAGUGACUCAGUAAUAGGCAGAAGUUACUGUGCAGUUCCUAUGUGUCAGGCCAUGUGCAAUUUAUAUAUAUUACCUGAUUAUUUCAGUAAACUUGCAGGUAACUUACUGUCUGUGUUACAGAUGAGGAAAAAAGCAUAGAGAAGUAACUCCCAAGGUCACAGCUACCCUGUCUUCAUGGAACAGUAUGUAAUAUUUCAUGUUCCAAGUAAUUUACAAAGUAAUAGGCAGAAAAUAAGAAUUUUGGUAAAGUAUAAGAUUAAUAACCAUCAGUUUUUAGAGCUGAUAAAACUCAUAUAUUAGAUGUUUCAGCCAAAAAAUUGUUUUCCAGCUUUUUUACCCAUCUUAUUCAUUGGACUUGGCUAUGCCUGUUGCUGAUUGUUUCUAAAAAUAGUAAUACUUUCAAAUAAUCAGGAAAAACAGGUUACUACAGUUACUGUCUUUUAGAAGGAACUGCAAAUGACAGUUCUAAACAAUGACAAUUACAUUUUUUUCCAGGGUUUGAAAGAGACAAUAAUCAUUUAAGUACUUAGAUUCUAAUACAUUUAUUUGAAAACUAGUUUAAUAACAUUAUACUCAUAUUCCACACUCUUCCAGGAGUUAAAAGUGUUGGGCACAUGUUAUAAUGAAAUAUUAGCUAGAACACCUAAUUCUAUACCUGGUCCACCUCCAUUAUAAAUUUAUGUAAUUCCUAUUAUAAAUCAAAUCACACCUAACUUUAAAUUGUUAAAUCAAGAAAGUUUUGAAAAUACAUUCUUUAUGCUUGGUUGUCUGUAUCUUGAGAGCAGAGUCUUUAACGUGUUUGACUUGUUGAAGAUCAGGGUAGACUAAUUCCUAAAAAUUUUAAGCUGCAUUUUUAUUGAUACAGUGUUUCUCUUUCCUAUCACUUGUUUUUUUGAUGAGGGGUGAGGGUGAUGCUAUUUUUUAGUUAAAAUUUUUUAAAUUACACCAAAAAAAGAAACUACCAGAUUUCUCCCCCAAAAGUCUGGGAAAUAUGUUUCAGUAAAGAAAACCUAAUUUCAGGAUCGUGUAGGGGUAAAGGAGAAUUUGAGUACUGUUGUAAAGUAUAGUACAAUGAAUCUGUAGAAAUUUCUUCCUGAAAGAUUCUGUGAUAUCUUUCAGGAACAAAAAAGAAUGAGUAGUUUCAAAAGUGUAUAGUUUCAUAGCUAGUGUGAAAUAAUGAAGCAAACUAUUUUCUGAUACAACAGACAUCAAAAUGACAGUGGAAAACAUUUUCCCUAUGUUUAUGUAACCUGUAGCCUUGUUAAAAUCUGCUAUUACUGCUUUCCCUCUGUGUGAAGAAGAUAGUAGAAAAACAGA